Bipolaris oryzae ATCC 44560 is the source of this 759-nucleotide messenger RNA. RefSeq lists its product as uncharacterized. The record is from RefSeq and is a predicted model, not a curated record. Lineage: Eukaryota; Fungi; Ascomycota; Dothideomycetes; Pleosporales; Pleosporaceae. The transcript has 4 exons. The coding region runs from base 1 to 759 and encodes 252 amino acids.
AUGACGGCAGCCCCUAAGGUAUAUAAGCUGUUUGAGGGCACAAUAGUCCAUCAUUUGGCUUUUAGCUUUGCAAAAGAUGGAAAGGACAACGCAAAACCGCAGCUAGAUUCUCUCGUUGAUGCGAAGCAAUGGGAGCAAUUCGUCAAUACGGCACAAUCCAAGAUUAGAACAAGUAAGCAGUGUCUCGCUUCGCUUGUUAAGACAGCCCAAUAUUGGGGUAUGAAUAAGGUUCAACACUACGAGUGGGCUUCGAUGGGACUCAAGUACUGUGAUGUACUUGCAGCUGCUGCUUCUCGAAAUCCUGUCUGGGAAGACGCCCGGGUUAAGCUUAACCAGCUACUUUUGAGAAGGAUUACAGAAGGGCGUUUUCUAAGAAAGACAUUGAAUCCUUUCUACCUGGUCGACUUGGAGCACCUUAUUGCUUGGACAGGCAAAACCGACUUUGAAAGGAAAGGCCGCAGAGCAUACACUCUGAAGUAUGAGACAAUUGCCCAAUCUGAUCUGCCAGUUGACUAUGUACUUGACCGGUUCGGUGUCAUUGCGGCUGCAGCAUGUCAAUCUACUCCAUCAACAUUCACCGCGACGGAGCUUGAAGUCCCAUAUUAUCCGCACAAAGUUGCGAACAUAUUCACAAGAAGUGCAACAACCGUCUUGAAUAGCCAUCUUUCUCAGCGAUGUGCUCGAAACUGGAAAGUAUUGCGUCUGCUACUUGUGCAGGGUUGUUUUGUAUUGAUUAUGCUUUCUUUGUUUAUAUGCUAG